AUGUCGGAGCAGCUCACCUUUGCUGCCUCCUCGGCCGCGGCCCUCGAACCGCACCUGCCCCCGGCUCGAUCAUUGUCGGCUACACAGACAAGCACGCCCACUGCUUUUCCUGCUGCAGCCUCAUCUGACGGCACCGCGAGCGGGCGGCGGGAGCAGCGGCGCCCGUUCGUCACGCUCACGUUCGCCACGUCGCUCGACUCGACGCUCGCCCUCGCGCCGGGACUGCGCACGCGCCUCUCGGGCGCCGAGUCCAAGGCCAUGACGCACUACCUGCGGUCGCGGCACGACGCCAUCCUCGUGGGCGUGUCGACGGUGCUGGCCGACGACCCGGGGCUCAACUGCCGCAUCGCCGGCGUGCAACAACAGCAGCAGCAGCAGCCGCGGCCCAUCGUUGUGGACCCGCGCCUCCGCUGGACUCCGCGCCGCGCCGACAAGGUCCUCGAGCUGGCCCGCGCCGGGGCCGGGCUCGCGCCGUACGUCCUCACCGCCGUGUCCGAGGCCGACGUGCCGACGGGGAGCGCUGCGAUGCUGCGCGAGCACGGCGGCAAGUACAUCCACGUCAAGUCAUCUCCUUCUCCUCCUUCAUCUACUAACGCCGCCGCCGCCGCCCCCGGAGGGGGGGGACAAGAUGACGACGGGGGGUCGCCGGCGGCGGCCGCGAGGAGGACGUUCCGCUGGGAGGACAUAUUCGCCGCGCUGGCCGCCGAGGGCCUCGCCAGCGUCAUGGUCGAGGGCGGCGGUCGCGUCAUCAACGCGCUGCUCCAUCCGGACUGCCAGGGGCUCGUGGACUCGGUCAUCGUGACCAUUGCGCCGACGUGGCUCGGCCGGGGCGGCGUCGUGGUCUCGCCGGAGCGGGUCACGGACGCGCACCACGGCGGGGCGCCCGUCCCGGUCCCGGCGGCCAGGUUGUCCGGCAUCUCGUGGAUGCCGCUCGGGGAGGACGUGGUUCUGUGCGGCCGGCUGCAUCCGUAG
Purpureocillium takamizusanense is the source of this 972-nucleotide messenger RNA. RefSeq names its product 2,5-diamino-6-(ribosylamino)-4(3H)-pyrimidinone 5'-phosphate reductase (gene RIB7). The coding region runs from base 1 to 972 and encodes 323 amino acids. The transcript has a single exon. Lineage: Eukaryota; Fungi; Ascomycota; Sordariomycetes; Hypocreales; Ophiocordycipitaceae. Gene Ontology annotation, molecular function: 5-amino-6-(5-phosphoribosylamino)uracil reductase activity. The record is from RefSeq and is a predicted model, not a curated record. Gene Ontology annotation, biological process: riboflavin biosynthetic process.